GACCCCCACACCCCACCUGUACCUGCUCCGAGCUGGCAAAGCGGGCCUGGCUGCAUUCUCUGCCAGCCCCAGGGCUAGGGGCUUGUCUGGAGGCAACGGGGGCCCAUUUCAUCAACCUGGCCCCCGCUGGACUUGAUUUGAUCCCUCCUCAGCUCCCAGCUGCAGUUUUGUUCAGAGGCUCCUGCGGUGUCCUCAGACCCUUUUCCCUUUGAUUUUUGGGGUCCAGGCUGUGCUAUCCAGCCCGGUUUCCUGGCCUGAGCUGCCCCUGGCCCCUGACCCCAUGGGGCUGGUGGCUCCAGUCGUCCCCAGGACCAGCCCGGGAUAGAAAUGGCAUUUCCUCUUGGCCAGGCUACAGCUGUUUUUGUUGUCUGUGUUCUCAAGAGCUUCCUCUGGGGAUGGCAGGGAGGGUAACCAGAUUCCCCGGGACCCCCGAUUGCCCUCUCCACCGCUCACCCCUCUUCCCCUGUCUCUUUGAUCCCUUUCCUGCACUGGCCCCGCCUUCCCAUCCCCAGAACAGAAUGACUGAGAACAUGAAGGAGUGUUUGGCGCAGACCAAGGCAGCUGUGGGGGACAUGGUGACUGUGGUGAAGACAGAAGUCUGCUCACCUCUCCGUGACCAGGAGUAUGGCCAGCCCUGUUCUAGGAGACCAGACACCUCGGCCAUGGAAGUGGAGCCCAAGAGAAUGAAGGGGAAGCGUGACCUCAUCGUGCCCAAAAGUUUCCAGCAAGUGGACUUCUGGUUCUGCGAGUCCUGUCAGGAGUACUUUGUGGAUGAAUGCCCGAAGCAUGGCCCCCCGGUGUUUGUGUCCGACACACCGGUGCCUGUGGGCCUCCCAGACCGGGCCGCGCUCACUAUCCCACAGGGCAUGGAGGUGGUCAAGGUCCCCAAUGGGGAGAAUGAUGUGCGGUGCAUAAAUGAGGUUAUCCCCAAAGGCCACAUCUUCGGCCCUUACGAGGGACAGAUCUCCACCCAAGACAAAUCGGCUGGCUUCUUCUCUUGGCUGAUUGUGGACAAGAACAACCGCUACAAGUCCAUAGACGGGUCAGACGAGACGAAAGCCAACUGGAUGAGGUACGUGGUCAUCUCCAGGGAGGAGAGGGAGCAGAACCUCCUGGCAUUUCAGCACAGUGAGCACAUCUACUUCCGGGCAUGCCGGGACAUCCGGCCCGGGGAGUGGCUGCGGGUCUGGUACAGUGAGGACUAUAUGAAGCGCCUGCACAGCAUGUCCCAGGAAACCAUCCAUCGCAAUCUGACCAGAGGAGAGAAGCGGUUGCAGAGGGAGAAGUCUGAGCAGGCUCUGGAUCACCUAGAGGACCUGAGGGGUCCCAUUCACCUCCCUGUGUUGAAACAGGGCAAAAGUUCCUACAAGCGUGGCUUCGACGAGGGGGACGUGCACCCCCAGACCAAGAAGAAGAAGAUUGACCUCAUUUUCAAGGAUGUUUUGGAGGCCUCGUUGGAAUCUGCCAAGGUGGAAGCGCACCAGCUGGCCCUGAGCACCUCGCUGGUCAUCAGGAAAGUCCCCAAAUACCAGGGCGAUGCCUACAGUCGGUGUGCAAUGACCAUGUCGCAUGGCAUGCAGAAUGUCAGCCGGACCCAGGGGGAGGGGGACUGGAAAGCCCCCCACGGGGCUUCUACGGAGCCAGGCCCAUUGGACGAUGAAGAGGAGGAGCCUUCAUCCUUCAAGGCCGACAGUCCUGCCGAGGCCUCCCUUGCAUCCGACCCUCAUGAGCUUCCCACCACCUCCUUUUGCCCCAAUUGUAUUCGCCUGAAGAAGAAGGUUCGGGAACUCCAGGCAGAGCUAGACAUGCUUAAGUCUGGGAAGCUUCCUGAGCCCUCUGUAUUGCCAGCGCAGGUACUGGAGCUCCCAGAGUUCUCAGACCCUGCAGCCUCAGAGAGCAUGGUCUCCGGCCCCGCCAUCAUGGAGGACGAUGACCAGGAGGUCGAUUCGGCGGAUGAAUCGGUCUCCAACGAUAUGAUGACUGCCACCGACGAGCCCUCCAAGAUGUCGUCUGCCGCCGGGCGCCGGAUCCGGCGCUUCAAGCAGGAGUGGCUGAAGAAGUUCUGGUUCCUGCGGUACUCCCCGACCCUCAACGAGAUGUGGUGCCACGUGUGCCGCCAGUACACGGUGCAGUCCUCCCGCACCUCGGCCUUCAUCAUCGGCUCCAAGCAGUUCAAGAUCCACACCAUCAAGCUGCACAGCCAGAGCAACCUGCACAAGAAGUGCCUGCAGCUGUACAAGCUCCGCAUGCACCCCGAGAAGACGGAGGAGAUGUGCCGCAACAUGACCCUGCUCUUCAACACCGCCUACCACCUGGCCCUCGAGGGCAGGCCCUACCUGGACUUCCGGCCCCUGGCCGAGCUCCUGAGGAAGUGCGAGCUCAAGGUGGUGGACCAGUACAUGAACGAGGGCGACUGCCAGAUCCUCAUCCACCACAUCGCCCGGGCGCUGCGGGAAGACCUGGUGGAGCGCAUCCGCCAGUCGCCUUGCCUCAGCAUCAUCCUGGACGGGCAGAGCGAUGACCUGCUGGCCGACACGGUGGCUGUCUAUGUCCAGUACACCAGCAGCGACGGCCCCCCGGCCACAGAGUUCCUGUCCCUGCAGGAACUGGGGUUCUCUAGCACAGAAAGCUACCUCCAGGCGCUGGACCGAGCCUUCUCCGCCUUGGGUAUCCGGCUGCAGGAUGAGAAGCCAACCGUCGGCUUGGGCGUCGACGGGGCCAACAUCACAGCCAGCCUGCGCGCCAGCAUGUUCAUGACGAUCCGCAAGACGCUGCCCUGGCUGCUGUGCCUGCCCUUCAUGGUGCACCGGCCGCACCUGGAAAUCCUGGAUGCCAUCAGCGGGAAGGAGCUCCCCUGCCUGGAGGAGCUGGAGAACAACCUGAAGCAGCUGCUGAGUUUCUACCGGUACUCGCCGCGGCUCAUGUGCGAGCUGCGGUCCACGGCCUCGACCCUCUGCGAGGAGACCGAGUUCCUGGGGGACAUCCGGGCUGUGAGGUGGAUCAUCGGUGAGCAGAACGUCCUCAACGCCCUCAUCAAGGACUAUCUGGAGGUGGUGGCCCACCUCAAGGACGUCAGCAGCCAGACCCAGCGGGCGGACGCCUCGGCCAUUGCGUUGGCCCUGCUGCAGUUCCUCAUGGACUACCAGUCCAUGAAGCUCAUCUACUUCCUCCUGGACGUGAUUGCUGUGCUCUCGCGCCUGGCCUACGUGUUCCAGGGCCAGUACCUCCUGGUGUCUCAGGUGGAUGACAAGAUCGAGGAGGCCAUUCAGGAGAUCAGCCGGCUGGCUGACUGCCCGGGGGAGUACCUGCAGGAGUUCGAGGAGAAUUUCCGCGAGAGCUUCAAUGGCAUCGCCGUGAAGAACCUCAGGGUGGCCGAGGCCAAGUUCCAGUCCAUCCGGGAGAAGAUCUGCCAGAAGACUCAAGUGAUCCUGGCCCAGAGGUUCGACUCCCGCAGCCGGAUCUUUGUGAAGGCCUGCCAGGUGUUCGACCUCGCCACCUGGCCCAGGAACAGCGAGGAGCUCCUGAGCUAUGGCAGGGAGGACAUGGUUCAGAUAUUUGAUCACCUGGAGGCCAUCCCGGCCUUCUCCCGGGACGUCUGUCGGGAAGGGCUGGACCCCCGGGGGAGCCUGUUGAUGGAGUGGCGAGAACUCAAGGCCGAUUACUAUACCAAAAACGGCUUCAAGGACCUGAUCGGCCACAUUUGCAAAUACAAGCAGAGGUUUCCGCUCUUGAACAAGAUCAUCCAGGUCCUCAAGGUCCUCCCCACCUCCACCGCCUGCUGCGAGAAGGGCCGCAAUGCCCUGCAGCGAGUCCGCAAGAACCACCGCUCCCGCCUGACCCUGGAGCAGCUCAGCGACCUGCUGACAAUCGCCGUCAACGGCCCGCCCAUCGCCAACUUUGACGCCAAGCGAGCCCUGGACAGCUGGUUCGAGGAGAAGUCCGGCAACAGUUACUCUCUGUCCGCCGAGGUCCUCAGCAGGAUGUCUGCACUGGAGCAGAAGCCGGUGCUGCAGACAGUAGACCACGGGUCCGAGUUCUACCCGGACAUUUAGGGAAGUGGCGUCACAGAGGUCACUAAGCUGUUGAAUAUUUUUUUAAUCUAUACUCACAAGCUUUGAUAUAUUAUAUAAAUAUAUAUAUAUAUUAUAUUAUAUAUAUUAAAAACCCACACUGAAAAAAAUUUUUUAGAAACCAAGGUGACACAUCCACCAGAAGCUACUGGGAACUGUCAGAAAGGAACCGUGUCAGAAACUGACUCUUGUCUACAACAUUCGGCAGCUGCAACCUCCGUGGCAACUCAUUUUCACUCACAGAAGCAUGUGCCGGGGCCACACGUGUUCCCACCGACCGACCAGCCAACAGCAUAAGCUAAAAUGACGGGUCUCUGUCAUCACCUUUAGGUAACUCACAUUGUCCCUGUUCUUGUCUGGGCGGGCGAGGGGCUUGGGUCGGGGUUUAAGUCCUUGCCUUUCCUGUUCUUGUUUGGUUUUGUGAUGGGGGUUUCUCAGCCUCUUUGUGGACAUACUGGUCCGGCUGAGUCCCAUCUCUGAUUUUGGAUAAGGGCAGGUUGUGUGUCUGGAUCAGGUGUUUUGACUUUCUCUCCCACCUGACUUCAGCUGGAGAGAUUUUUUUUACUCAUUUCUUCACUGUCUUAGAAACAUGUGUUGGUCAAACUGUGACACCCACUACUCCCCACCUCUGUCGCCAAUCCCGUCCCUGGGUUGUUCAUUCCCUCCUUUCAGAUGCCCCUGGAUCCUUAGUACCUAUAAUACUGAAGGCAAAACUGCCUGCCAACCGAGCUUGAAAUCCUGGGGAAGGGAGAGGGGGUGAGCAUGUUGCAUUCCUGUGUUGUUGUUGUUUUUUUAAUAGUGUGGGAUAAAAUAAUCUGAAUCCAUUCAGAUCCAGGGCUGUUGGAGAAAUGAAGAGCCGAGAAAUCCAGACCCCAAAGGGCUGUGAUUUAUUGGCUAAAAAUAAGUAAAAUGAAAAAAAAAUGUAUUCAAUUUACAUAAAUUAUUUAUACUCUAUAAUCAUAUAAUGUGGGGGCGGGGUUUUUGUGGGUUUUUUUUUUUUUUUUUUCCCUUUAACAAUCAAGAAAUACCUGCCAGAGUUGCGUGGCAGGACAUGUCAAUACAAGUUGUGCCCUGGUUGUGCAAAUGAGAGUCUCUAGAGAUUUAGUCCUUUUUCUGCAACAGGCUGAGAACCAGCCCUACCCCCUGGCAGGAAGGUAGCGGGAACCUGGGUGAUGCAUCUAUGCCUGUGAACACUUCUGUUUUGAACAGGGUAGAGAUGUCCUAGAAGAAAGGAAUAAGCAAGGGGUAAGAUAGGACUCUCAAGGCAUUAGCCUACACACACACACACACACACACACACACACACAACCACGAUAUAAGCUUUAGAAGUAGCCACUGGCCCACUCCCUGGGGCAAGUAGUGGUUUAAGCUACAGGAGUCAGAUCAAUGCUCUUUCAUUCAUUUAACUACCGGUAUACCUCGCAAGGGAGUUUUGCUUUUUUAAAUGUGCUUGAGCUGUUAGACACUUCUGUUCAUGUUUUCACACUUGGUUUAUGCAUAUUGGAUAUGCAGAGAUCCUGUGUCAUGGGUGCAGGUCACAUUUGGGGGAGGGAGGAAGAUCCGCAUCGUCUGUGGUCCUUAGAAAGCCACCCCUCUCAGCUGACAGAGGUUGAGCAAGGGAUCAUGUGAUCUGGUCCCAGGGUCCCCAACCUGCGUGGCUCAGACAUGAUCAAACUGUGGCAGCUUCCUUCCUCCUGGUUUAUCUUGCCUCCGAGGCCUCAUGCCGCCGUAGAGAACAUAGUGGAAAUGUCAUCAACACUGAACAUGUCACUCCCCCAUCCUGUCCUGCCAGAGUCCCUUCACCCCCAACAGGUCCCUUCCCCCCACCCCCAUGGUCUUGGUGCUAAGAUAACUUUAGAAUCAUUGCUGCUAGUGGAUAGCUUUUCAUUACAUAAAUAUAUAUUAUAUAUAUAUAUAUAUAUAUUAUAUAUUAUUUUUGAAACUUUUUUUUGUUUGUUUCAACAGUGAUGUAGCAUGUUAAAACAAAAACAAAAACAAAACCUGGUUUUCUCUGACAGUCCCACUGCCAGGCCUCAUAUGCUGCCUUCUUCAACAAAUCAAUGCACCCCUGCCUGUGACAUUCAGCCCCCGACUCCCUUCCCAGUCACACGUACUUCCCCACCUUCCUCUGAACAAGGAGAGAGAAGAAACUAGCCAGGAGAGACCCGAAGCUCUUUCUGAUGCUUUGAAAUUCCCAGCCUCACUCCACUUCCCCAAUUUAAGCUGGUGUCUCCUCCCCCGACUCCACUCUUCCCAUCAGGGUCAGUAACUGUGGUCAGGUGGGACGCUAUUGCAAAGCACAGGGUUCCACCUUUCCCUCCCCGGCUUCCUCUCCACCACACAGAUGGAGAUGUGUUGAAGGCAGAGGUGGAUGGCAAGGUGGGCGGGCCUCGGUGGAGGCAGAAACAGUAGGUUGGGAUCCGUUCUUCUAGCCAACAGAUGCCUUACACCUUCUCUUCCCCCACACACUGCAUUGGUACCCUCUGUGGAUAGCCCCCCUAAACCAGUGGUCGGCAAACUCACUAGUCAACAGAGCCAAAUAUCAACAGGACAACGAUUGAAAUCUCUUUGGAGAGCCAAAUUUUUUAAACGUAAACUAUAUAGGUAGGUACCUUGUUCUUAACUUAAUUAGGGUACUCCUAAGCUGGCCUUGGCUAAAAACUCAAGGGGCCAAAGAGCCGCAUGUGGCUCUCGAGCUGCAGUUUGCCGACUACUGCCCUAAACCACUCAUUUGCAAACCGGAGAGUAUCUGCUUGAGUAUCUAGUCAGGGGCUGCGAAUGUGUCCUCUCAAGAGGCCAUGGGCAAACUCCGUGUUUAUGCCCAGGGAACCACCCUUUGGGCCAGUGCCAGUUUCAGCCUGUACCUUCUGAGACAGCUGGGAGCCCGUGACCUGCCUCUGGGCUAGAAGCAUGAGCUAUGGCUACAGGUGGCCAAUGUCCAGCCAGGGUCUGAAACAGAGAGGAUGAGCUCUCUGGAAAGCCUUGAACUUUGGCAAGGCUCCCAACCUCUGAGUGCGCAUGCCCUUGGCUGAAUUCAGCUAGGCAGUGUCAGACUCUCUGAAGGCCACUUUCCCUUGGGACAGGGAGUAACCAGGGAAUAAUUGGGGUGACACACCACUGCAAUUUACACAGGGGCUUGUCUCAGCCUGGAUGGGUCUCAGGAAGCUCAGUGCUUCUGUCCUGGGCAAGGGGCAUGUGACUACCGGUGACUUCUGUCCAUUUCCUACUCUCUGCUUCCUGAGAGGGACUCUUGGGUUGAUGGGACCCUUGGGGUCUAGUCCAGGGAGGCACAUGCUUGGCUAACCUACCCUUCCUUUGAUGGGUAUAAAACAUGGUUGGCUGGGCAGUUGUGACAUCCCUAAUGUGGUGGAUUCAGACAAGACACAGCCCUUUAACUCAGCCCCUGGCUUAGGAGUGACAACCAUUGGCUUAGAAUAAAAGGUUUGUGUCUCUGGGCUGGAGACUUGUCCUCAUUGAACUUUCUGUGGUUUUUGGAGGGGGUGGGAAGUGAGAUCAGGUUUGGGGGGCGGGGGCAAUCAUGCCUAGCAGAUACAUUGCUGAGCCUGGGAACCAGAGGCCCUUGUGGUUAAAUGAUGUGCUUCUCCUCUCCCCAAAGGAAGAAAAUAGCCCAUUAGCAUCCAUGAGGACCGAGGACAGCCCAGUCCUGCCUAGAACUCUUGCUGUGUCAGAAUCCCCACAUUUUGACUGCCUGGUUGAAUAUGAGUUCAGGCAUGUGAAUCACCAGGGGUUUUUUUUAUGUGUGUUUUUUGUUGUUUUUGUUUGUUUUCUUUUUUGUUGUUGUCAUUGUUUUUGUUUUAUGGACUGCUGGCAACAUCCUAUAGUACUGGGUGGAGCCUGAUUUCCUCAUCCUCGCUUGGGAAGGAGAACAGGCUCCAGCUCCAAGAUCCCUGGACAGCAGGGCUCAGUACUGGACCCUGAAUCCAGGGCAGUUGGGGGUCUUGGCCCCAGCCCCUCCUACAUGCUACCAUGUUGGGUCGUCUUGCCUCACCCUUCUCCUUGGCUUGCUUCUGUUGACCCUGUAAUCUAGAGGAAGGACCUUGUAAUUAUUUGAGGUAAUGUUGAAAUGCUUUUCACAUGGAAAAGCAGUAGAAUAUGCUGAAAAUGAUCAUGGAGAGAGCUAUCAUGGUUGGCUAAUCUAGCCAGGCUUUGCCCGGCCUAGGCUGGGGGGCUAGCAUCACUUUGGCUGUUCCCUGGAGCCUCCUGGGAUCCAGCAAGUGGCCUGUGGGGGGGUGUUGAAAUAGAAAUUCUCUUCUAGAUUCCUCCCCGUUCAUUUUUCCUCCACGCCCUCUAAGAGCAGGAAUUCGGUACCUAGAGCCGGUUUGGGCUUACUGCCUGAAUUGAUUUCUAAGUAGAAUCUGUGCUUUUUCUUGGUCCUAACACCCAGUUCGGGCAGAAGGCUCCAGACCCACUGGGACUCACGCUCCCCACCAUCCUUCUUCUGGGGGCAGGCCCAUCCAGGCCGGCCUGGGACAGCCCAAGCAGGGAAGCCAGGGCUGCUUAACCAAGAAAGGCGUGUGUUCCCAGGCAGGUGAGCUUGGGGCAGUUCCAUUCUGGAUAUGGGCCUCCUGGAGGUGGGCCUGGGUCUGAGGUUCCAGUCUGGUCUUGAGGGAAGAUUAUGUCCAGAGACACGUAGGGCCCCUUUUCUGGCUGGAGGAGGACCCCCCUCUGGUCUCUGUUCUGGGUGCUUUAGCUGAGUGGAUGGAGCUGUGAUAUUUCAUGGAACCUUUGAGGUGACUUUUGUGUGUUAGCCAGAGGGAGUAAAAGUGCCCUUUGGGGAGGAAAAUGGUACGGCUCACCUCUUCCACCUGGCUCUCCCCCACCCCAAUCCCUUCAAGUGGUAUCGCCCUAGAAAUACCUAUGCAAUCCAGUCUCCCUAGGAGAGUGCAUGGAAGCAGGGGUAUGUGCAGUGUAUAAUACAAAUGCUACAGCAUAUAUAUUGUAUAUAUGGACAUAUACAGUACGUAUACACAGAGUAAGAGAUUGAAUCACGUCUAUAUAUCUAUAAAUAAUAUCCUAUAUAUUUAUACAUUUUUAUGUUUUAAAUAGAUAUAAAAAUAGAGUCUAUAGAGAGCUGGGAGAGCAAUGGGAAAGCCUGUGUUGUGCAAAGAGGGAGGAGGCAGAGCCUUUUGCAGGCACUGAGGAGGGAGCUAAGCAGGCAAGGUUUGCCAGGAAUGGGGCCUCCUACCCCAAGUGGUGGAGAGGAGCAUACCGGGUCCCGGCCCUCUCCGUGCACUUUCUCUCCUUUCCCACAGGCUUGGUCUGAGGUUGGAAGGAGAUACUCACUCCCUGAGCUCCAACUGAAGUGCCCCCUCCAUCCCCCCUGCCAGCCUAUGGUGUGGUCGCUGCUGCCUGGCAGUAGGUCGCGAUCACAGACCCAUGGUGUAGGGAUCACUGCACAAUGUUCCCUAAAUACCCUCGCCCUCCCCUCCCCCGCCCCUGCCCCAGGCGCGAGCAGCAUUGGUGGCCAUAGGAAAGGUGCAAAUUGGACCCAGAGCGGUCCAGGAAAGAUGCUGCCGCUCCCUCCCUCCUCCCACGCUUCCACUGCCCCCUAGAGGCCAAACCUCUGGAUUACCUCCCUCACCCACUCCAUCACUGUCGGCCAGGGACUGGAGAAGUGAAGUGGGCAGCAUGAGCAUCACCAGACGGUGCUGCCCACCAUCAGGAGGCUUCCUGGCCAGGGCAGGAGCCAUCAGCUAACUGGGAGGGGUGGUGGGGGGGAAUAUAUCCGCACACUCACGAAUUCAGUAGCAAAUCCAGUUCCGAAGCAGGGCUCUGGCCCAGCCCACUUUGCACAGCUGCUGCUGCUGGCUGUUCUCAGGACAACUCACUCUCUUCCCUCUCCUGCACGGAGGCCCAUCGGCCCCUCACGAGGUUUAGUCCACAUACACUGUUCUGAUUCUGUGACUCGAGGCAGAGGCUGAGCCGGACGCCCCCAUGAGGGAGGGCCGGUGCAGCCCCGUUGGAAUCAGAAGCCCGUUUUGCUUCCAGGUUUCUCUCUGUAGUUUCUUUCCCCUGAAGGCGGGAAGGGGGAGUGGAUGGGGUUGCAGUCGAAGGGAGCCACAGGGCAGCUGCGUCCUCUGUGCUCCAGACCAGCCUCUGCCUCUCGGCUCUCCCAUCCCUGAGCCCCGUCUUGCUCUUCCCCACCAUCCUACCAACGGACCUCAGUUUCCAGCGGACCCACCCCUACACCCACAGUCUGGGGCGGGUCUGUUCUGCCAAUGCCCACCUCCCCUCCCUCCGAGCCCUCCUGAGCCACAGCUAGCUAGCUGCCCACCGGGUCUUGGAACACCCUCAGGGCCUGGCUCAAGAAAGGCCAGGCCUGGCCCAAGCCUUCCUCCACCGCGGUGGAUCAGACCCAUGGCCAGGGGAUGGGCACCCCCGGGUAGCAAUCCCACAAUGCACUGUACCUCAGAGAGAGAGCAGCCAGCGGGCAUCAAGGCACCGAGCCGUCCGCCCAGGGACAGCCGGCUGCAGUACUGCUUACAAAGAGACAAGGGCCAGGCUGCCCUUGGCACCCUCCAUCUCCACUCGCCUCUCCGGAAGAGCCAGCAGUCUGAUUACGUCUUUUUCAGCCCCCGUCUCUCUCCUUCUCCCCACCCCCACGCUGCUGAACCAUUUCAUUUCAGUCAUAAAGGAAACAUAGAGUGGGGGAGGGGGGGUACCUGGGAGUCUAUUAUCACAUACAUAUGACUAUGUUAAUACUUUCUUUCUUAAAAGAGAAAAAAAAAAAAAGAUCUCGAUGUUAUUAUUUUGCAGACUACGCUUUAUAGUACCUGUGUGACGGGACCUAGAACACUGGAUACAAAUAGAGCUAUGUUGUUUUAUCAUAAUAUGUACGCAGAACCUUCCUUUUGUCAUAUUAUCCUUGUAAUGUAAGGAGAUUGUUAAUAAAAGCAUUUGAAUUUACUCACCAA
Pipistrellus kuhlii (Kuhl's pipistrelle) is the source of this 11005-nucleotide messenger RNA. It is a transcript of the gene PRDM11, whose product is annotated as PR/SET domain 11. The record is from RefSeq and is a predicted model, not a curated record. Lineage: Eukaryota; Metazoa; Chordata; Mammalia; Chiroptera; Vespertilionidae. Gene Ontology annotation, cellular component: nucleus. Gene Ontology annotation, molecular function: RNA polymerase II cis-regulatory region sequence-specific DNA binding; protein binding; DNA-binding transcription factor activity, RNA polymerase II-specific. The transcript is spliced from 7 exons. Gene Ontology annotation, biological process: regulation of transcription by RNA polymerase II. Bases 396 to 4052 code for a protein of 1218 amino acids.